Molecule: messenger RNA, 1079 nt
Organism: Stomoxys calcitrans (stable fly)
Lineage: Eukaryota; Metazoa; Arthropoda; Insecta; Diptera; Muscidae
Product: trypsin eta
Exons: 4
Coding region: 81-1001 (306 amino acids)
Biological process (GO): proteolysis
Molecular function (GO): serine-type endopeptidase activity
Source: RefSeq, a predicted model, not a curated record
UUUCAAAAAUGUAACUCAGUUAAGAAGGAGAUUUUGUAACUGUCAGACGCGUUCAAUUCACCAAUCGUUAACCGCGAAAAAUGGUCAAUCAUUUAAAAAUUGGCUUGUUAGGAGUUUUAGUAAUAUUUUGUAUUAUUGCAGGAAAUGAAGGCAAAGAUCAAACUCAUGAUGAGGAGGAACAUGAUCCAGAUCCAGAGAUUUCCAUCAAUGAUGCCAAAUAUCAAGCAUCUUUGCGCUUGGUUUCAUUGGAAAAGACCAAAGGCUAUGGCCAUGGACACCUAUGCUCAGGAUCGAUUAUUACUCAAAGAGUGAUUCUAACCGCUGCCCAUUGUGUGGUCAAUGCCAGCAAAACUCCUCCAAGCGACCAUAAUGCCGAUGAGUUUGUAGUAGUAGUGGGCUCAGGCAAUUUGUAUGACAAGGCUGACACUCUGCAAUACAAUGUGAAGAAAAUUGUCAAACACAAUUCGUUUGAUUCGAAAACCUAUUACAAUGACAUUGCCUUGUUAUACCUCAAUGACUCUAUUCCAUGGACUUGGCCCACGGCAAAGGCUAUCAGUCUAAAUAGCAAGCUGGUGCCGGAACAAACGAUGUGCAAUGCCACUAGUUGGCUCAGAGAAGAGGAUUGUAAACCCACCAAACUGUUGAGUAUUACUGUACCCAUCAUAUCCCAUGAAACCUGCGCCUACCGCCAUGAAAAUGUCAGCGAAAGUGUAAUUUGCGGAGGUCACGAACUUCCCCCUGGAGAGGAGGAGGAAUCUUGUCAAGGAGAUGCCGGUGGUUCCCUAGUUUGCAAUGGCAAACUAGCUGGCGUCGUUUUCCGGGGUGAUGGCAUGGGCAGACCCAACAAUCCGGGAAUAUUUACAAAUGUCUCAUAUUUCUAUGAUUGGAUUGUAAAAACCAAUGGAACAUUUGAUUACAAAAAUAGCGCCAACGGCCUGAGUGUUUCUUCUGCUCAAAUUUUAAUCUUGCUCUUUAGUGUAUUGGGCUAUAAUUUGUUUUAGAUAAGAAUUAGAAAAUAAUUGUAUUUCAAUAUAAGAGUCAACGCCUUUGGCUAAAUAAAUAUACACUUAGAAUAAUAA